AACAAAGUCGAGCUAAGUUAUGUUUUUGGUCAUAGUUAAUUAGUUAUAGGUCACCGAACGAUUCAGUUCAUCAAAACAAAUAUGCAUGUAUAAGUCUUAUAUAUUAGAUUUUUGUUUUUAACUAGGGGAAGUUUGGGGUAUGGACCUAAUCUCCCCUAACCCGGAACUAGGGAUGGGACUGAAUAGAAGCAAGUGAAUCAUGUCCUUCAAGGCCGGCGAGACAUAUUUAGUUUAGGGGCCAAGAAUAACCAAGAAUGUUCCUAGCUCUAAUGAUAUUGAUGAACAUAAAUGUCUUCCGGUGAUAUUAUAAAUUAGAUUUAUAUAUGGCUUAAACACUUGCGUAUGAUUUUAUGUUUCAUAUUUUGAUUAAAGGCAGUCCUAUUUAUAUAUUGUUUUGGGUUGUUUUCACACAUCAAUUAUAUUAGUAUAAAUAACCCUUUAAGAUAUCAUCCGUACCCGACAGAACCGAUACGCAAUACACAAUCUAGCACAUUCCCUUCUGUCAUGUUCUCUCUCAGUAUUGCUUGACUCAUCAUCGUGUUUAGCAAGAGAACCAAACUAAAAUCAGAUGGACGUCUCAGCAGAUCGAACACCUUUUAAGCGUCACUCGUCGCUUUCAACGCUUGUGGCUCACUUCUUUGGCAUAUUAGCCGUUGUUCUAAUGCUCAUAUGGCUUCUUCAUUACCGCGAAGGCAUCGAGUAUGGCUCGGACAAUCCCCUUAAGAUUUUAAAUGUGCACCCAUUUCUCAUGUACUGUGGAUUUCUCUUCCUCGUCGGCCAAGCGAUGAUGACGUACAAAACGGCAUAUGCCUCGCACCAAGUACAGAAAAUGGUUCACGGUGGGCUUCACUUAAUAGGAUUAGUUCUAGGUAUUGUCGGAAUCUCCGCUGCCUUUAGAUUCCACGACAAACUAAACCUUAAAGACAUGGUAUCUCUUCACUCCUGGAUCGGCCUCACCACUUUCAUCCUCCUCGGCCUCCAGUGGCUACUUGGUGCAUUCACAUUCCUUGCGCCACAAUCUUCAUCAGGGACAAGAGCAAGGAUGAUGCCGUGGCACGUCUUAGGUGGUCGGGCUCUAUUUUAUAUGGGUAUCGUCGCAGCACUUACCGGACUCAUGCAGAGAGCCACGAUGCUUGGUCAGAGCACAAACGCUGAGUCACGUCUCAUUAACUUCACCGGCUUAGCCAUUCUUCUCUUUGGCGUUUCCGUCGACUUCUCCGUCGCUCUUGGCCGUUAUGGUUGACGGAUUCCUAUAUUAGCCUACCGUUAAAUUGAUUUUUAUGCAUUGUAUCAUUGAAUGAGUUCUUGUUUGAUUGUUUGUUUUGGUGUGUAAAUGUGAUUGGGAGAUAUCUAAUUGGGCCCUGAGAGUGUGAUUGUUUGAUAUUUUGAUUCUAAAUUUUACUUAUGUAUGUUUUUUCUUUGUUGUUAUUUCAUCUUUGAUGCUUACUAAAAGUCAUUAUUUGCAUA
Brassica napus (rape) is the source of this 1467-nucleotide messenger RNA. Its product is annotated as probable transmembrane ascorbate ferrireductase 3. Gene Ontology annotation, molecular function: oxidoreductase activity. The record is from RefSeq and is a predicted model, not a curated record. The transcript has 4 exons. The coding region runs from base 569 to 1243 and encodes 224 amino acids. Lineage: Eukaryota; Viridiplantae; Streptophyta; Magnoliopsida; Brassicales; Brassicaceae.